This is a messenger RNA of Rotaria sp. Silwood1, 2589 nucleotides long. The record is from the annotation of a GenBank genome assembly. NCBI's taxonomy places the organism in Eukaryota, Metazoa, Rotifera, Eurotatoria, Philodinida, Philodinidae.
AUGACAGAAGAAUCAUCGAAUGAUGUGCAAACAUCUAAAACAUCUGAACAACAAACGACAGCAACAGGAGGAACGGCACGUUUAGGUAUUGGACGUGGAAAAGCUAAACCGGAAAUGAAUAAUAAUGAACUACCACCACCAUCAACUUCAAAAUGGAAUAAUAGUGGUGCAACCGAAAGUUCAAGUGGAUUUCGUAAUAAUAAUGAUGAAAACAGUAAUCCAAAUAGUAGUGGAGGUUUUGGUUCACGAAGUAGCGGUGGCUUUAAUGGCGGACGUAGUGGUGGUGGAGCAUUUGGAUCGAGUAAUGAUGGCAAUGCUCGUACAUGCUACAAUUGUAAUAAGACUGGUCAUAUGAGUCGAGACUGUCCUGAGCCACGAAAAGAAAAUCGUGGCGGCAACAGCGGCGGUGGUGGAACCCGUGGUGGUUUUGGUAGCAAUCGUGGUGGAUUCAAUUCUGGUAGUGGAGGUGAUCGUGGUGGAUUUAAUUCAGGUAGUAAUGGUCGUGGUGGAUUUAGUUCAAGCGGUGGUGGUGGUGGUGGUUUCAAUUCCAGUCGGGGAGGUUUUAAUUCAAGUAAUGGCGAUCGAAAUGUAAAUUUCGUAUCAUCGGCAAACGAUGAAAGUUCAUCUAUGUCUGUAACAUUUCGCAAUUCAAGAAAUCAACAUGAAGAUAAUAAUAAUGAUACAAAAGCAAAUUUUAGUAGUUGGCAAGGUGGUGCAGGACAUAAAGCAAGUAAUGGUAAUGAUUCUGAAGGAACUAAUAGUAGAAGUACAACAUUUGUUAAUUCAGCAAUGCGUGGUGGCUUUAAUAAUGCUGGUAGUGGAUUUCGAGGUGGUCGAGGCGGUGGUGGAGGAGGAUUCAAUUCAGGUGAUCGUGGUAAGACAAAUUUAAGUAAAUAUCAAAAUUUUAAUUUUCUUUGUCGAAUAGAUAAUCGUGGCAGUGGUGGUGGCGGUGGUAAUUGUUUCAAUUGCAAUAAAUCUGGUCAUCAUUCUCGUGAUUGUCCUGAAGAAAGAAAACCUCGUGAUGGUGGUGGUGAUAGUUUCGGUAAUUUUGGUGGUCGUAGAAAUAAUAAUCGAGUAUCUGAUGAUAUUUUCGAUCAACCUGGUGGUCGUGCUGGUGCUCAACCAAGUGAACGUUAUAUUCCACCACCUCCACCAACAACUGAAGAUGCUAUAUUUGGUGAAGCAGUUACUAAAGGCGAAAAUUUUGGAAAAUAUCAUCAAACACAUGUUCAAUGUACACCUUUAGAUAAAGUAAAACCAAUUGAAUUAUUUGAAGAAGCUAAUCUUGCUACACAAAUUUUAUCAAAUAUUCGUCGUGCUCAUUUUGAAGAACUAACAGCUAUUCAACGUUAUACAAUACCUUGUAUACGACAACAAGAUGAUAUAAUGGCUUGUGCUCAAACUGGAUCUGGUAAAACAGCUGCUUUUCUCUUACCAAUAAUCUCCAAUUUACUUGAAUAUAAUGCGGAUGAAUUAUCUGAAAAAUCUCAUCCACCAGCACCACUUUGUCUUAUUGUUUCACCUACACGUGAGCUUGCUCUACAAACAGAACGUGAAGCAAGAAAAUUUGCAUAUCAAACUGAUGUGAUACCUUGUUCUGUUGUUGGUGGUCAUGAUAUGUAUGCUGUAUCGGAUCGUCUUCGAGAGGGUUGUCAUAUCCUUUCAGCUACUACUGGUCGUCUCAAAGAUAUGGUUGAAAAAGGCCGAGUUUCAUUAAAACGAGUUAAAUAUUUCGUUCUUGAUGAAGCCGAUCGAAUGUUAGAUACAGGUUUUGAACCUGAUAUACGUAAAUUAGAAGAUCUUGGUUUACCAUCAAAAGAAGAGCGCUUUACAUCAAUGUUUUCUGCAACAUUUCCUAGUGAAGUACAACAAUUAGCCAAACAUUUUCUACGUGAAAAUUAUGUAUUUCUUGUUGUUGGUAUACCUGGUGGUGCUAAUGAAGAUAUAGCACAAACAAUUGAAGAAGUACCACAUUCAAAAAAAAAGGAUCGUCUUUUUCAAUUACUCGAACAAAAUCUUAAAUCUGAACGUUGUUUAAUAUUUGUUGAAACAAAACGAUCAGCUGAUUAUAUAGGUGCCUUACUUUCACAAAAACAAUUUAUGAGUACAACAAUGCAUGGUGAUCGAACACAAAGACAACGAACGGAAGCUGUACAACAAUUUACGAAUGGAAAAUGUCCAAUACUUGUUGCAACAUCAGUUGCUGCUCGUGGUUUAGAUUUUCCUUUAAUUGGUUAUGUUGUUAAUUAUGAUUUACCAGAUACAAGUGAUUUUUAUAUUCAUCGUAUUGGUCGAACAGGUCGUGCUGGUCAUUUAGGUAAAUCGAUAUCAUUUUUUGAUCCAGAACGAGAUUCUGAUCGAAAAAUUGCUCCUGAACUUGUAUUAAAAUUAAGCGAAGCUGGUCAAGCAGUACCUGAAUUUCUUAAAAAAUAUGUUGAAGGUACCAAUAUGGGAUUUUAUAAUGAUGGUCAAAAUCCACGAAAUACUGAUAUGAGAUCUGGACAUAAUCAUUUUGGUAGUCGAAAUCAAGCAAGUGGUCCUAUUGGUGGUACAGCUUCUGCUGGUGCGACUAAUGAAACUUGGGAUUAG